Messenger RNA from Cricetulus griseus (Chinese hamster), 498 nucleotides. The record is from RefSeq and is a predicted model, not a curated record. NCBI's taxonomy places the organism in Eukaryota, Metazoa, Chordata, Mammalia, Rodentia, Cricetidae.
AUGAAGCUCCUUUUUCCUCUCAUUGCCAGCCUCAUGCUACAGUAUCAGGUGAAACCAGCAUUUGUGGGCAUGAAAAAAUGUAUACUGGGCUUUGGGAAAUGCAAAGACAGCUGCCUUGCCAAAGAAAUCGAGGUACAGAACUGCAAAUCCAAAAAAUGCUGCAUUGGCCCCAAAGUGACUGAACUGAUUAAAAGCUACCUGAGACAUGAAAUACCCCACAUACCUGACAAGGACAUCGUGGAGAUGCUGAAGAAUGAAAAGAAUUUCAGAGAAGAGAUGCAAAGAAAACACACGUUAGCUGCUCUCUUCCAACCCCAAGAUGCCAGCCCUUCGCACGGUAUCAACUCUGCCAUUGUCCCAAAUACCUCCCCUGUAAAGUUCGUCACCUCUAGGACUCGGAGACAUGGUUUGGAUGGUACUGUUUCCACCAAGAGGCACAUGAAACCAAUCAGGAGUUCUGCCAGUGCUGCCCCCCAGCCAGGACCUGGACCAUCUUAG